Capronia epimyces CBS 606.96 is the source of this 822-nucleotide messenger RNA. RefSeq lists its product as uncharacterized. The transcript has a single exon. The record is from RefSeq and is a predicted model, not a curated record. NCBI's taxonomy places the organism in Eukaryota, Fungi, Ascomycota, Eurotiomycetes, Chaetothyriales, Herpotrichiellaceae. Bases 1 to 822 code for a protein of 273 amino acids.
AUGUCAACUCAUCCUUCCUCUUGCACUACCACCUCCUCUAUGUUGCCGUAUACACUCAUCUCAGCUGAUGCUUCUAGCGACCUAGGCCACUUCAUUAGCAUCAUCACCGACGCCUUCUCCAGCACCCCUCUGACCACGGCCUUCAUCAUUGACAAUGAUCGGACAGCACCUCCUUCCCGUUCUAUCCCUCGAGGGCGUCGAGAGCGUCAUUUUUCCCAAGGCAUUCUCGACAGCGCCGCCUCGACCGCCGAACUGGUGCACGCGGGCAACUGGUCAGCCAUUGCGCUGUGGGAGCCGCCCAACUUUCAGGGCAAAGCAUUCAUCGACUCCAAGGCUCGCCCGGGAGCCUUGCUCAGUGAGUGGCGUGCACGAGUCAAAGCGGCCAAGGCAAAGCAUCUGGCCGAACCUUGUACUUCCACUGCUUCCACCGAUUCCGAGUCCAGCUCCGGUACCUCCAACAUGAACACUGGCUCCGCCUCUGAGAAUUUGACUCCCGAAGAAGAGCCCCAAAUCCGACCUUUCUACCAUCUGUCCUUCCUGGCGCGCAACCCUUCAGCUCCACGCGUCCCUGGCAGCCUCAACGCGGUGAUCAGUCCGUUUCUGAAGCGCUCCCAGGCCGACCACGCGCCGGUCUGGCUCGAAGCCACGUCACGCCAGGCCGUCAAGCUGUACGAGCACUACGGAUUUCGGGUCGUGGAGGAGAUUGUGGUCGGUCAAGGCAAGGUCGACGCCGAGGGAUGGCCUACUCAGGAUGGCCAGGGUGAGGGGGUCACUGCCUGGGCGAUGAUCUAUGACUCUCACCUGAGAGAGCGAGAUUCUUGA